Molecule: messenger RNA, 858 nt
Organism: Myzus persicae (green peach aphid)
Lineage: Eukaryota; Metazoa; Arthropoda; Insecta; Hemiptera; Aphididae
Product: phosphatidylinositol 4-phosphate 5-kinase 6-like
Exons: 5
Coding region: 1-858 (285 amino acids)
Source: RefSeq, a predicted model, not a curated record
AUGAAUUCUUCCGACGAACCAAAAGGGGAUCCGGAAAAAUCGUUUAGAUUUUUGGAAAGCUUCGACGAAUGGCCGCUUCCUGACGUCAUACAAGCUGAAGCCCGUCAUGAGUUGAACGCGACAUUUUACAAUUCGAUGGUCGGUUACGUUAUUGAUCACAAAGAAGAGCUGUCAUUAUCGGACACCGUGGAAAUUCAAGAAAAACUUGGAACAGUUGGUGAAACAGAAAACAUGGACCGGGUAACGUACAUAUCGGGUAACGUGUUCGAAGGAUUCACGUCCGAAUCGAUACCACACAACACGGGACGUCUAUGUCUGGACGGCGGCGCCAUUUACGAGGGACAUUUCAACGACGGUAUUCCCGAGGGCAGGGGUGUCAUAAAAUGGUUGGACGGCAGUUGGUACGAAGGCGAAUUCCUGAAGGGCCUUAGGCACGGCCGAGGACUGCACGUGUCCUGCGAAGACGGCCGUCGGUGGUACAGCGGCGAGUGGACGAAUGGCAUAAGGAACGGUCAUGGAGAAACGUCCUGCUGCGUCGGCCAACCGGACGGCGCGUUGAAUUACUCCGGCGACUGGGUGGACGGGCUGCCACACGGCAGCGGCACGGCGAGUUGGCCGGACGAGACACGGUACACAGGUGGCUGGGCGCGCGGCCGGCAGCAAGGCCACGGUAAGGCAGUGUGGCCGGGCGACCACGUUUACGAAGGUGAUUGGGUAGACGGGCACAUGGACGGUACAGGCACAUACGAGUGGAAUAGCAAUCUUCAAGACUACGAUCGGCUGGUGCUCCUGUGCUUGUGUGACAAGUACACUGGUCAAUGGUCAAAGUCAAAAAAACACGGUAAGGACAAGCAAUAG